Carica papaya (papaya) is the source of this 938-nucleotide messenger RNA. Its product is annotated as homeobox-leucine zipper protein ATHB-16-like. Lineage: Eukaryota; Viridiplantae; Streptophyta; Magnoliopsida; Brassicales; Caricaceae. Gene Ontology annotation, cellular component: nucleus. Gene Ontology annotation, biological process: positive regulation of DNA-templated transcription. Gene Ontology annotation, molecular function: DNA-binding transcription factor activity, RNA polymerase II-specific; sequence-specific DNA binding. The record is from RefSeq and is a predicted model, not a curated record.
UCCAACACCCCUUUAAAAACGCUUCUCCCUCCCACGAAACGCUUGGUAAAUAAAUAAUUAAGAUUUUUUAUUUUUUUUUCUCCUUACUCACUCCAAACCUUUCUUUUCCCUCUCUGUCAUGGAGCGCCUGGGUUCUUCAGAUUCUUUGACUGCUCUCAUCUCCAUCUUUCCACCUAAAGAGGAGAAGAGUAAACAGAGCAAGCAGGGUUACAGUAGUGAAUUCCAGGCAAUGUUAGACAGCUUCAUUGAAGAAGAUUAUUUAGAGGAAGUCAGCCAUGGCGGCAGCACAGAGAAGAAAAGGCGAUUAACUUUGGAUCAAGUUAAGGCGCUUGAGAAGAAUUUCGAAAUGGAAAACAAACUAGAGCCUGAGAGAAAGAUGAAGUUAGCAGAAGAAUUAGGCCUGCAACCAAGACAGGUAGCCAUUUGGUUCCAAAAUCGCCGAGCUCGUUGGAAGACGAAGCAAUUAGAGAAAGAUUAUGGACUCCUAAAAGCCAAUUAUGAUGCUCUUAAGAAUGAUUACAGCAGCCUCGAACAAGAAAAAGAAGCUCUUACUUCAAAGCUAAAAGAGUUGAAAGCUAAGCUCAAGGAAGGGCAAGCAGAGAGCAGUAAUUCUUUUCGUCAAGACUGUCAAAUUCUUUCAGUUCAGAGUCAAGAAGGCAGUGACUUGUGCAGCAGAGAGAUUGUUAAAGAAGAAACAGAUAACAUCAAUGGCGGUUCAUCCUCUUUUCAUGAUUUCAAUUGUUCUUCGUCUUCAAAUCAAUGGAGCGAGCAAUUUCAUAUACAGAAUUCAAGAAUGGGUUUCGGCCAUUCGAGUUCCCAGUUCGUUAAAAUCGAAGAACAGAGCUUGUUCCCUGCAGAUGAGUCCUGCAAUUUCUUCUCUGUUGAUCAAGCUCCAACUCUUCAAUGGUACUUCGCCGGACACUGAAAGUUAAAAAAAA